Messenger RNA from Dioscorea cayenensis subsp. rotundata (Guinea yam), 933 nucleotides. RefSeq names its product 60S ribosomal protein L6-like. Gene Ontology annotation, cellular component: cytosolic large ribosomal subunit; ribosome. NCBI's taxonomy places the organism in Eukaryota, Viridiplantae, Streptophyta, Magnoliopsida, Dioscoreales, Dioscoreaceae. Gene Ontology annotation, molecular function: structural constituent of ribosome; RNA binding. Bases 77 to 781 code for a protein of 234 amino acids. The record is from RefSeq and is a predicted model, not a curated record. Gene Ontology annotation, biological process: cytoplasmic translation; ribosomal large subunit assembly. The transcript has 4 exons.
UUUUCAUUUCUUUCUCGUAGCCGCCCUCUCUUCGGUUCCCCCUUGCUCUUGGGAUUAGGGUUUCCUCUCGGUCGGAAUGGCACCGCCGUUGAACAAGCCGAGGACUGCCAGCCGGAAUCCGGAUCUCAUCCGGGGCAUUGGCAAGUUCUCGAAGUCUAAGAUGUAUCACAAGCGCGGGAUCUGGGCAAUUAAGGCGAAGAACGGCGGUGCAUUGCCCAAGCACUCCCCAGCGCCGGCGGCGGAGAAGCCUGCCGAGAAACCACCCAAGUUUUACCCCGCUGAUGAUGUGAAGAAGCCCAUCGCCAACCACCGGAAGCCUAAGCCUACCAAGCUCAGGGCUAGCAUCACUCCUGGGACUGUGUUGAUCCUGCUUGUUGGGAGGUUCAUGGGAAAAAGAGUUGUUUUCUUGAAGCAGCUUCCUUCUGGGUUGCUUUUAGUUUCAGGCCCCUUUAAGGUCAAUGGUGUGCCUUUGCGUCGUGUCAAUCAGUCUUAUGUUAUUGGGACAUCGACCAAGGUGGAUAUUUCUGGAGUGAAUGUUGACAAGUUUGAUGAUAAAUAUUUUAAGAAGGAAGCAAAGAAGAAGAAAAAGAAGACUGAAGGCGAGUUCUUUGAAACAGAAAAAGAGGACAAGAAAACACUUCCCCAGGAGAAGAAAGAUGACCAAAAGGCUGUGGAUGCUCCCUUGAUCAAGGCUAUUGAAGCUGUCCCAGACUUGAAGGCCUAUCUUGGUGCUAGGUUUUCUCUUAGGUCAGGCAUGAAGCCUCAUGAACUUGUUUUCUAGAUGUGGAACUACUUUCUUAUAUGUCCUUGCAUUUGUCCCAAAGAUUAGUUUGUGAUGUUGGUUUUGAAACAUUCAACGAGCCGAACUUGUUUUUGUUAUAUUUACUUUUCAUUGAGAAGAAUUCUGCCUAGUUGAGUCUCACAAUUACUAGA